Molecule: messenger RNA, 1156 nt
Organism: Paramecium sonneborni
Lineage: Eukaryota; Ciliophora; Oligohymenophorea; Peniculida; Parameciidae
Source: the annotation of a GenBank genome assembly
AUUUAAUUUUAUGGACUAAGAGAGUAUUUUUGAUCUAUCUUCAAUAUCGGAUUUUCGAUCAGAAAAAGGUCUACAAUAGUUCUUUAUUGUUAGAGGAAGAUCUGAAUAAUUAUAAGAAUAAAGUAAAUUGGUGAAAGAAUACUUGUAAAAUUUAACUACUAAAAAUAAUGGUGGUUUCUCUAAUCCCUUAAAAUCUUUGGUAAGCAAGUAAAAGAAUAGAUUCAAUAUGAAUGGGUUUGAUUUAGAUUUGACAUGUACAUUUUAAAAUUAAAUUUGAGACAUUACAGAAUAAGUUAUUGCUAUGGGUUUCCCAGCUAAUGAUUAUGAAGCUAUUUAUAGAAAUUCUAUGGAAGAUGUUUAAAGGUUUUUCAAUUAGAGACACAAAAACCAUUACAAGAUUAUUAAUUUAUGUUCUGAGAGAAAAUAUGAUCAUACUUAUUUUGAUGGUAAUGUUUCAGAAUACCCUUUUGAAGAUCAUCAAGCACCUUAAUUUAAUAUGAUUUAUAAAUUAUGUGCUGAUGUUCACAAUUAUGUAACCUAAGAUAAAUAAAAUGUUGUUGCCAUUCAUUGUAAAGCAGGAAAAGGUAGAACUGGAAUUAUGAUAUGUUGUUAUCUUCUAUUCUCAGAAUUGUUUAAAACCAGCUUUGAAGUCAUGAGAUACUAUGGAAUGAUGCGAACUAAAAAUCACAAAGGAGUUACUAUUCCUUCUCAAAUAAGAUAUAUUUUGUACUUUGAAAAGGCUCUCUAACUUGGCUAUACUGUAAAGGAUGUACCUUAACCAAAAAUUCAAAUAUUAUAAAUUCGCUUGAUUACAAUUCCUUCAAUGAAUUACUCGAAUUCAUGCAAUCCUUAUAUUAUUAUACAAAACUAUGAAAACUAAGCUACUUUCACUAAAUUUCGAAUAGUUGAUGAUAGUUUAAUUUUAUUUACUGUUGACAUAAUAGUUUAAAAAGAUACUCGUAUUAUUUUUUAUAAUAAAUCACUGAUUGGUAAAGAAACAAUGUUUUAAUUUUGGUUUCAUACUGGCUUUAUUGAAUCCAAUGGCUUAUUAGUAAUUGAUAAAUAUAUGCUUGACAGAGCAGUUAAGGAUAAAAAACACAAAAUUUUCUCACCCAACUUCAGAGUGGAAGUAUAAACUAUCACACUACCAAAUUGA